AUGAAUACUCCAAUUAAAAGGCUGCUACCAAGUGGAGUGUGUGCACGAGAUCAAAAACUUCAAAUUGGUGAUCGACUUGUUUCAUGUAAUGGUCAGUCAUUGAAAGGAGUGACACAAAAUGAAUGUUUGAAUAUUUUAAAAUCAGCAGGAAAUGACCUCAAGUUAACUGUGCUAAGCUCGGAUAAUCUUGCGCAUUUAGGAAUGGAUUCUAACACAGACAGUGAUACUGAAUCAGUGAAUAAUAAUUUUUAUAAAAAUGGUUUUGAAGAUGUUCAACAUUCAGAGCAUGGUUUAUCUGCGUCCAAAACAAAUGCCAAUGUGUUAUUUGCCCAACAGAAUGUGAAAUUGGCUUAUACACCACCUUAUAUUCCUCAUCAAGUUCCUUCAGAUUCUGAAUCAAGUGUAGCUUCCACUCCGAGUAAAGAAACCCAAUCUGUGAUAAGUGAAGUGGAUCAACAUAUUUUAGAUCUAACUGGUCUAGAAACAUCACAACUUAACGGUAUGGAAUCCUCUGCUGAACAUAAUUUGAUGAGUGACAAUAACUCUCUUCUGGAAUCCAUUCCACCACCAGUGGAAUUUUCGGAUAAUCCAAUUUCGCCAGAAGAAAGUGAAACUAGCACUUUAACUGACCGAAGUGACACAAGUCUCCCUGUAACAAACUUAGAUGAUUUAUUAGGAAACAAUAGUACCGCCACAAAUAUGCCUAUUCGCACAACAAGUACACCGAUUCAUAAUGCUUCUUCAAUGAUUUUGAAUAGUUUUCCUGAACAUGAUGAACUUUUGACAGUGGUGAGCACUUCAAAUAAUGUGGUUCAAAGUGAUGCCAGUGAUAAAUUUAGGGAGAAAAUACCUUAUACUGAUAUUGAUAAUGUCCAAACUUCUUCAGCUCAAAAUUCUAAAACAUCUUCAAAUAACAUUUUAGAAUUUGAUACAAAAGUGUCGAAUGUGAUUGAAGGUGGACAGGCAACCACUUUAUUUGAUAUUGGUGUCAAAUCGGUUAGCGAUGCUGGACAUGUUUCUCAAACAUCAAACAUUGACGAUUUACUUUUUCUUGAUCAAACAAACAUACAACAGUCAAGUUCAAAUUCCAGUGUUGAAAUUAAUAAUGAGGCUGUAAGUCAGGAGCAAAAUGUAUCACCACAAGUCAAUGUGUUAAAUAGUGAACAAACAAACGAGAAAACAUCAAAAAGUACGGAUAAUGUUACAACUGUUCAAGUUGGACUUAUCUCCCUUGAUCCAAAUGGUGUCGUUGAUGAAGGGUUAGUGACUAAAGUCCCAAUUAUCGACCUUGAUAACCCUAAACACGGCCCCCAAAUAGAAAAUCAGGUGACUCAAGUUGUUGUGAAUGAAAGACCAAAAAUAACAAAAGUUGAUGUCGGCUAUGACAAAUCAAAUUCAUCUCAUAGACAUGAAAAUGAGCCUCAAAUUCCUGGAGCUACUGUUUUUAGUGUUGAUGAUGAUGUUAAGGAAUCUAAUACCGCCAGGAUAACUAUUGAUAACCCCACCCCACCUGUUCCUACCCCUAGAUUGUCACCUCAAGUAGUUCCCAGAAAACAUCUUACUAGAUCAGAGGGCAGUGAUUCACAUGAAAAACAGAGAGUUCCAUCCUCACCUACACCCUUGCCGAGAAAAACACAUGCACACAGUGUGGUACAGACACAUUUUCAAGAAUCACACCAAGAGCCAUCUUUGACUUUAAAUACUGCCAAAUUAGUUGAAGCUGCCAAACCCAGUGCUACCAUAGUGGUCUGUAAUUCUGACCAAGACAUCACGAAAUCUGGUAAUAAUAUUGAGACAGACGUCAACCAAUCUGUGAAAACUAUCACAGAAUCAAAACCAACUUUGAUUCAUGAUUCAGAAAAGGACCAAGUUGAAUCAUCUAAAAGUAUAAUAGACACUUCUCAAAAAUCUCAAAACUCUACAAUAACUGUCAAAACUCCUCGUCUGAAAUCUUCGAAAGAAGAAAGAAGUGAUAGAAGUGGCAAGGUAAUGGUGACUACAUGUCAGACAUCUGAUAUCAGAUUAUUCAGGCCUGUUGAAGAAGAAGAAAGUAUUCAACCAAUGACUUUUGUUCAAGAUGAAUUGGGAAAUCGUAACUGUGUGCCUACUCCGCCCAACACUCCUAAACGCCAACCAAAAAAGAAGGAUGAGGGUGCGAAGAAGGAAUUGACAGAUAUACUGAUGAAUCUUGUAAACUUGGAAUCUACUUCAGACAAUGAUGGUCAACCUGAAUCCACUGUCAUUGAAGAAGGGUUAAUUGAACCACAGAAAGUUUCCAGACAAACAAUGGAGACAGUUCUGGGAGCUUUUUCAGGUUUGAUUCCGAGCUUGGACAAACCUCAAAAGAAGUCAAUUUUCCAGAAAGCUGUAUCAGAGGUGAUAGAUGACAUAGAUGAUGACAAUAACAAUGUUCCAAAAGAUCAAAGGAGAAAAUCAGACAGUUAUGAUACAGAUGAGACAGACAGCCUGGCUAAAACUAAGAAAGCAUCUGAAAACUCAAAACCUGUGAAAGAAAUACCAUCUGUUCUUCACUCUGGUUUUGCUUCAAUUUCUGAAGCACUUCAAUCAAAAUCAAACGAUUCUGCAACAUAUAGUGAAAAUCUCAAAGAAAAGGAUCGAAGUAUGUCAAAUAAACCCAAUGCUUUUAAAUUGUCUGACUCCUCUAGUGUCAGUGUAUCUCAAAAUGUCAGAGAAAAACCAAAAGAUAUUGAAUCUAGAAAUAAACCUAAAGAAUCAACACAAAAAAAUCGACAACAAGAUACUGCUCCAAAUUCUGAAAAAGCUGUUCCAAAACCAAGUUUGAUUUCUGCCACAGCUCCAAAGAAAAUUUCACCGACACCACACAUCACCACUAUCAGAACUCAACCAUUUUCAUCUUUUAAGUCUGGUUUAACGUCAUUCUCUACAAAUAAAGCCAGUAAAGCUGAUUAUCCUAAAAGACGUUGUGAAGACCAACCAUUUCAAGUUGAUGUAUUGAAGGGUAUUGCUGGUUUAGGUAUUAAGUUGGCUGUAGGAAAUGACGGAUUGGUUAAAGUAACAAACAUACAAACCAGUGGACCAGUUGCUAAGAAUGGACAAGUCAAGUAA
Lottia gigantea (owl limpet) is the source of this 3087-nucleotide messenger RNA. RefSeq lists its product as hypothetical. Lineage: Eukaryota; Metazoa; Mollusca; Gastropoda; Lottiidae. The transcript is spliced from 2 exons. Gene Ontology annotation, molecular function: protein binding. Bases 1 to 3087 code for a protein of 1028 amino acids. The record is from RefSeq and is a predicted model, not a curated record.